Molecule: messenger RNA, 1275 nt
Organism: Guillardia theta CCMP2712
Lineage: Eukaryota; Cryptophyceae; Pyrenomonadales; Geminigeraceae
Exons: 4
Coding region: 1-1275 (424 amino acids)
Source: RefSeq, a predicted model, not a curated record
AUGGCAAACUCAGCACUGCGAUCCAUCCUCUGCUUCCUCUUGUGCUCGCUGUUGGCUCCCAGGACUCUGAAUGAGGCGGUUGGAAUGGAAAAGCCUUUGUCGUUUCCCCGGCACGAAGGCGAUGCAGCCGCAAAGUUGCUCGGAAGGGUGAUGAAGGCAAGCAGAGAGCAGGUGAGGCUCGUGCUGGAACCCGGCAUGCACACUCUGCGGGAGAGCAAGGGUGCUGACAACGAACCGCUGACGUUGAGUGUUGUGAAGCACGAUAUGGAUUACGACGUGUUCAAAGAGCAUUGCAAGCGAUCGUUUCCCGACAAUCAGACACGUGAAGAGGACAUGGGACCGCACGAUCUGUUCGACAUUCUUGACUCUACCCCCACAGCUAACCACCCUGCCUUUUCUGCAUCUCCUCCGGGUUCUCAGAUGGUUCAGCCCGACCUUGCAGGCAGCAACGAUGGGUCAGAUGAGGCUGGGAAUCCCUUACGGUACCUCCCAGGAAUCCUCAGCCCCUCGUGCUGCCUCCCUCCCACCAGUCGGCUCCUCCUCCGAGGCAACAGCUCCCAUGACCAGAAGCCCCAGGUUGAGGGUUCUUGGAAGCUACUCAACAGCUCACGGGGAGUCUUGGAACAAGUCCACUUCUCCAACCAGCACGGGAGCAUCUUCGAGGUGCUCUCGGGGCCAUGGGAGUUUCGGUCAUGCCGGUUGGCUGCUGCGGGCCCGUGGCUCGUUGGCCCGGUCUGCAUCUUCGGCAGGUGUGAGGCCCUGAUCAACGUGUCGGACUGCAGGUUCGGGAGGCUGGAAACGGGCAGGAAGCGAGAUGUCGCCCAUCAUGGAGUUGCAGCAUCAGGCAAGACAGUCUGCCGCGUGAAGAACUCAUGCAUGGAGGAAUUUCGCAUGUCAGACGUCUCUGCUACCGACGAGUCCAGCGUCUCCCUCUCCAAUUCCGUCCUGCAGUACAGCAACUUUGCUGUCUCUCUUGCUUCCCAAGCUCGAGUCAAGCUGGAAUCCUGCGAGCUGAGAGAUCACAAUUACUCUGCCUUCAUCUGUCCAGGUCCACCGCAAAGCCCCCUCUUCGCGUUCGCUUCCCCUUUCUCAUUCCUUCCUCUCGAUCUCCGUGGCUCUCGUGUCCAGACCAGCACUCCUGACGCCUUUUGGCCAUCUGCUCCAUCGUUCCACCCCCUCUCAAUCCCAUUAGCGACAGCGUUGUCACCUCGUCUCGAAGAACGUCUCGAUCCUUGGCAGGGUUUGGCAUCUCCCCUUCCGGCCCGAAGGGACUAA